AGCGUCAUGUUCUACCUGGCAGCUGCCGUGUCGGAUUUCUACAUCCCGGCCUCGGAGAUGCCCGAGCACAAGAUCCAGUCCUCAGAGGGGCCCCUGCAGAUCACAAUGAAGAUGGUGCCAAAAAUGCUGUCUCCUCUCGUCAAAGAAUGGGCCCCAGAGGCAUUUGUUAUUUCCUUUAAACUGGAGACAGAUCCCUUGAUCUUAAUUGAUAAGUCACGGCAGGCUCUGGAGAAAUAUCGUCACCAGGUGGUGGUAGCAAAUAUCCUGGAGUCGCGGAGAACCUCUGUUGUUAUUGUAACCAAAGACUCACAGACUCCGUUAUCUCUUUCGGAUGAGGAAAUAGCGCAAGGCAUGGAAAUAGAGGAAAAGAUAGUGAGCUAUCUUCAGGGCCAACAUACUGCAUUUAUAGAGAAGAAAGCCUGAGGACUGGCUCUGAAUGAAACCAGGGAAAUUGUACUAGAGAGGGAGCGGAACUGGAGCGAUUCUCUAUCCCAGGUAAAUAAAACAAUCCUCAGUGAAACACUGUGGGAAAGGCUGCCGUCCAGAAACGUGUAACUUUUCUACAGCUCGGUAAUGGUGGUUGUUGCUUGCUUUGAAAAAGAAAAAUACAUUGAAGUGAAAACAUUCCAAAGGAUGAUAUUUGUUCUCAUGUCUAACGAAGGAAAGGAUAUAU
This is a messenger RNA of Phaethon lepturus (White-tailed tropicbird), 673 nucleotides long. It is a transcript of the gene PPCS, whose product is annotated as phosphopantothenoylcysteine synthetase. Gene Ontology annotation, molecular function: phosphopantothenate--cysteine ligase activity. Lineage: Eukaryota; Metazoa; Chordata; Aves; Phaethontiformes; Phaethontidae. Gene Ontology annotation, biological process: coenzyme A biosynthetic process. The transcript has 2 exons. Gene Ontology annotation, cellular component: nucleus; cytoplasm. The record is from RefSeq and is a predicted model, not a curated record. The coding region runs from base 7 to 423 and encodes 138 amino acids.